Messenger RNA from Carassius auratus (goldfish), 2927 nucleotides. RefSeq names its product calcipressin-1-like. The transcript has 4 exons. Gene Ontology annotation, molecular function: nucleic acid binding; calcium-dependent protein serine/threonine phosphatase regulator activity. Bases 542 to 1132 code for a protein of 196 amino acids. Gene Ontology annotation, biological process: calcium-mediated signaling. NCBI's taxonomy places the organism in Eukaryota, Metazoa, Chordata, Actinopteri, Cypriniformes, Cyprinidae. The record is from RefSeq and is a predicted model, not a curated record. Gene Ontology annotation, cellular component: cytoplasm; nucleus.
CUCUAUAGGUAGUCUGAUUAUUAUGAAAUCGUUUUAAUGUCAGGUGUAGUUCCUGCUUUUAUGGCAGGAAGUAACAGGUAAAACUUUGUGCGUUAGCAAAGUCACAUUGUCCAAUAAUGGUAAGAAAUGCUGUUAGAAAGUGAUUAAAUGACAGAUGGAGCUCCUAAGAUUGCCAAGGCCUUGUGGAAACAUGCUGAAGGGAGCGAUGAGGAUGUUGGACUGUGGCACACAGCUGAAUGAUGUCAUGAGUUUCCAGUUCCUCAUUAGGAUUAGUCAGCAAUGAAGAGAGGACCGAGAGAGAGAGAGAGGGAAAUGAAGGGAGAGGCUGAAGGUUAGGAAGGUAAAGAGAGAGAGAGAGAGAGAAAGGGGCGGGGCUCAACAGCUCUACUAUAAGCAGCAGCAGAUAAACCUGCACGUAAAGCCGUGACCUCUCCGCACUGCUGACCGCGCGCUAGAAACUUCUGCUUGCACGUUCCUUGGAGGAGUUGCAUGCAAUUUCCACAGGCUUCAUUACAGUCUCUUAGUCUUCUGAAACUGAAUUAUGCAUCUCAAGACUACAAAGUGCAAUAACUUCUGCCUGGUUGCUACUACGGUGGAGCAUGAGAUAUUCAGUCGGCCACAGAUUCGGGAGCAGUUUGAAGCUUUGUUCCGUGCAUUUGAUCCCAGCACGUCAUUCCAGUUCUUCAAAAGCUUCAGACGGGUUCGGAUCAACUUCACCGAUGCGUUGGCGGCAGCCGAGGCCCGAGUCAAACUCCAUAAGAGUGACUUCAAUGGAAAGGAGAUGCGUCUGUAUUUCGCUCAGUCAGUGCUUAUCGGCAGUACUCGUCUUGAGCCUCCUAAACCAGAGAAGCAGUUCCUCAUCUCUCCUCCAGCGUCGCCCCCUGUAGGCUGGGCGCAGUCACUGGACGCUAAGCCCGGCAUCAACUUUGACCUGCUGUGUGCUGUGUCUAAACUAGGACCAGGAGAACAAUACGAGAUCCACAGUGGAACCACCAACACACCCAGUGUGAUCGUACACGUGUGUGAGGACGACGAAGACAGCGAAGACGAGACCGCAGAGGGUGGCAAACGUGCGCGACCCAAGAUCAUCCAGACCCGCCGUCCAGACAACGUCCCGUCCGUCAACCAGUGAGCGGCUAAUUCUGGGCCGUUUCGUCUUCGCCACCAACACUGGAAUAACUAGGAAGCAUGCGGUCAUGCAGUUCAUCAUCCUCACCACCGGGGAGGCUGGCGAGCAUCAGAUCCUCUUCCUAGUUAGCGAGGGAGUCGACCAUCCUCACAUCUCGACGUUUCAUUUCUAAACAUCCAUCUCUGAUGGAGUCAGGGACUUUUGAGGACUUGGGAGAGUUUCUCUCAUCUUACGAAUGUCAUUAUUUGCUUGACGUCACAACUGUGUAUUUUAAUAAUCCGAGAGAAAAUCGUUGGUAAAAUCUUGAAGGGGUUUUCGCGUUGCACAAACAAACUGAACAUCGUGUCUGGUGUGUGUGUAUCGUUCGGGGCCACUAACAUGUACUCAUCGUCAUUAUCAUGUAUCGUUUAGUCAGUUAAGCACUCGUACAGUCUUUGAAAGUCAUUAUUAUCGUUGCUGAAGUUCUUCACGAGCUCCUCCAAGUAUUAUGCACUUUAAAAAUAGAGCCUUAUAAUGUGGUUAACUGACAACAACAUCAAGUACUUGUCUUUGUAAAUCGAGCGCAACCGUGAACGCUGACUUUUCCCGCCUUGGAAACGCAAGUGAUUUCCCGCUCAUUUUCUCCACGUAUCACCAGAUUUGAUUUCAUACAGAAAUAUAUUUGAAAAUUGGAUAAAAAAAGACACUUGUACUAAAUUGUGUGCUUGUAUUAUAAAAUCUAAUGUUGGCUGUAAAUAAAUGUUAAAAUAGAACAAAAGUAUUGACAAUAUUUGAAAAAUUCUAAAUGAUACAUUAAAUGUUACAUUUAGAUUUUGAAAAAAAAUGUAUAGAAUUUUCUUCUACAGCGUACUCAACCCUCUUAUUUUAUUUAGAAUUUUAAAAGAAAACAAAUUUAAAUAGUUGGCCGUAUGAAUACAUAAAAUAAAUUAAUUUAAAACAUAUUGAAUAUACAUCGAACAGAUUUGGUUCAAAAUCUGUUUUUACUCAGAAACAAACAAUUACAAAGAAUCCAAAAGGAACUAAAUUAAAUUGAAUUUCUAAGAAGAAACAAACAAAAUAGUAUUUAUUUUUAACUUUAGAAUAUUUUAUUUUGUCUUAUAAAAUGUACUCAGAAUAUUUACAGAUUUAAAAAGUAUUUUACAGUUACAUAAUUGGCUAUAUUUAUAAACUUGAAAAGACUGACUAUAAAUAAUUGGCUGCAUGCAUCAAAAAAAAGUUAAUAAGUAUGAUUAAAAAGAAUUGGUGUCAUUUCACCUAGUAAAUUUAACAGCCACUACAUGUAACCCUUUAUAUUAAACAUUACAAUUUGAAGUAGAAAAUCUAAACUAAAAUAGUGAUUUGCGGUGCAUUAUGGGAGUGAGCAAUCACUUUUAACCUGUUUUGUUAUGAUUCACAUUUCCAUAUUAACAGCGACUUUUUCAGAUGAAUGAAACUGAAUGAUUUAAAAGAUGAAACGAACCCUCAGAAGCACAUAUGAUCUAACAAGCCUGUGUUUUCUGUGGCAGACGUUCACUGCUGCGCUCUGUGACUUGUUCAAUGAACCGCUCUGUUGUGCUCUACUGUCUUUGGAGAUGUUGUCCUCUUUUCCAUUACUGUAGGAGACGCUCUACUGUCAACCAGUGAUUUUAAGCAACCGUAACAUAUUGUGUAUAUUUGAUGUAUUUGAAUGUAGCCAACAUCUUAAAAAAAAAAAAAAAAACUUGAGGAUUUCUAUCAACAACAAAAUCGUAUUCGUUAGGUAGUGAAAUCUCGAGGGAGGAAGCAUUAACCUACCUUUAAUAAAACUAUCUUGACCAAA